UAGCGGCCUCGGUGGUGCUUUGUUGAACUAAAAUGCAAAUGUCUGUCUCUGUGUGGGAUUGAUGUUUACAAUAAUUGUAAUUUCACCUAGAAAUAUUUCACGAUCGUAAUUCAGUAAUUAUGGUGAUAUAUAUGUAAUUAGUGGUUUUGGUUCAAAAAUUUUAUGGUGGUAUAGCCACCAGUAGCUUAUUGACGUAGGAGUUCAGUAAAUAAUAUCGGCUGUGGAGUCGGGCGCGGCAUGCGCUUCAAACAGCGGUGUGCCAAUCGUCAGCAGUAGAUUUCAACUUAUAAGAGUUGACUUAUCGCAUAUUUAUUAAGUUGGAUUAAUUUGUUGAAAUUCGGCAUCGCCCGAUACAAUAAUAACGGUAAAAUAUACACGGUAGGAUAAGAAAAAUAAAUUAAAAAAAUAUGCGGGAGUACAAAAUUGUAGUACUUGGGUCAGGGGGUGUAGGUAAAUCAGCUUUAACAGUACAGUUUGUUCAAGGUAUAUUUGUAGAAAAAUAUGAUCCUACUAUAGAAGAUAGUUACAGGAAACAGGUGGAAGUUGAUGGUCAACAAUGUAUGUUAGAGAUUUUAGAUACUGCAGGAACAGAACAAUUUACUGCUAUGCGAGACUUAUAUAUGAAAAAUGGUCAAGGGUUUGUUUUGGUCUAUUCAAUAACGGCACAAUCUACUUUUAAUGAUCUGCAAGACCUCAGAGAGCAAAUUUUAAGAGUCAAGGAUACUGACGAUGUACCAAUGGUACUAGUUGGUAACAAAUGUGAUUUAGAAGAUGAAAGAGUGGUUGGCAAGGAGCAAGGAAGUAGCUUGUCACGCCAGUUUAACUGUGCCUUCAUGGAAACCUCUGCCAAAGCAAAAAUAAUGGUUAAUGAUAUAUUUUACGAUCUAGUACGACAAAUAAAUAAAAAAUCGCCGGAGAAGAAACAGAAGCAAAAGAAGAAAUCGAUCUGUGCGCUCUUGUAAAGUAACUACACUUGGAACCAAAAAGUACAUUUAAAAAAAAUUCAAGACUUUUUUGAAGACUUUUGUGUAAAAGUGUAAUAAGCGUGAGGCAAGUGCGGACUUGCAGUGCAAGAAACACACAAAUAACAUACAUACACAUAAACAAAAUACACAUUUAAAUUUUUUUCAAAAAAAAAACAUAAAUGUACCCCUUGUAUUAAUUGUUCUUUUUUUCAUAUUUAAUAAUAAAUUCAGCUGUCCAUAAUUCGUCUAAGAUUGAGGUUAUUUAGAGGCAUUUUUAGAGAUAGGGUAUAUAAAAUACUACCAAACUGUGGUGUCAAAUAGAAGAUAGUUAAAACAAGGUAUUUUAGAGGAUGGCCAGAAGACAAUAUUAUACAUUCAGAAUUCAAACCUAAAUUCCCUUGCCUAUUCAAAGCAGUUUUACUAAUAUUAUAUCCACCACUGCUUAUAUCUUAAUGUUUUGAGAAUAUUUUUGGUGUCUUAUUUACUGGCAGUGGGAGACAGUUUUUUCUGCAAAGUUAUAUAUGUAGAUUGUGACCUUCAUGUCAUUGUGAUAGUAAUCUCCUUGGUGCUUUUAAGUAGCUAAUUUGAUGUUCUUCAAAUAAUCUGUUGUGGGAUGUAAAGAUUUUUAGACUUGUAUUCAUGCUAAAAUCUAUUUCCUAUGCACGAUGUUCCAACUUCUUUUAAAACAAUCACAUUUUCAUUGAACUGUACCACCCUGUGUUGAAGGUGCACUAGAACGAUACGCAAUAAAUUCAUAUUUACUCAAAUUUUGGUUUGUUGAAUUUAUGAAUUUUAUGCAAAUAGUUCUUUUGUACCAAAUAUUUACAUGUACCAAAAACAAAGAUAAGGACUUUUUACGUUAGAAAUUUAGAUGUAUUUCCAAAAAUCAUUAUAAGAAAUUAUUUGAUAUGUUCAGUCUUCCAUUCGUAAGAAGUGUAGAAAAAUUAUAUUUAAAGUUUUUGAAAAGUUAUCUUUAUAAACAUAAGCAGUGGUGUUAAGUAGUCGUUAUUUGACAAUAUUUUAAAGUAAUUUUUCGCAGUCAUUUUAUUCUUUCUGUCCUAUUUUUUUCUCAUAUUUAUAAAUUCGAAAACAGGGUGUGAAAAAAAUCGAGCACCAUAGAAAUUGAGAAGUGCUAAAAAUACAAGACGAUUAAUCUAUAAUUACUUUCGUCGAUACUAUAAAAAAUGGAACUUCACCAAUUACAAUGAAUAGAAAUACAAUACUUUAGGGCAUAGUUUUGAUAAAGAUUUUCUAUAAGUAGAAGAAGUUCCGAAUAAAGUGGCCUUAAGUUAACAUCUUAAAAAGUGCAAUAACAAAUAUGCUGCCCUAUUUUAAUUUUUAACCGUUUAAAAAAGGUAUUUUCCAUAAAAUACUGUCUUGAGAGCAUAUAGAUUUUUUAAUCGCCCUGUACAUGGUUUGUGUUGAGUAUUAAAAUGUUUUACAUAUGUAGAUUGUCUCUUUAGUUUAAUUUAUUGCUCAUUUUUUUAUCUUUAAAUGGACGACUGUUUAAUUUGUUUUAUGGAUAUAUAACAUUAUACCAUAUGAUCGGAAAAAAAAACGGCGUCCAGUUGGCUUGGAAAUGACGAUCGAUGACAGUUCUCACAUAAUUUUACAUACAAAAUGACAGCGGUGUUCAUUUCAUAGCCAUCGCUGACGCCGUUUCUUUUUCGGUCAUAUUGUAUUUGUUCUCAUUGGAUACUUUUUCUUACACAAGCAACAGUAACUGUCAUUUCAUUUAAUUAUUUAGUUCAUCACAUUAUUUUUCUAUAAAGCUAUUUACAAAAAUUUGAAUAACUGCAAAAUCACCAAUUAACUGUUAAAUUAAUUAUUGUAAAAGAAGCUAACAAAAUGACAACAAUUUUGCUAAAAAUUUAAUAUCUAUUAAAGAAACUACAAAUAUAUUUUUUAAAGAAAAAUUAUAUAAUUAAUAAUCGACAUAUAUAUGACACUUUUGAAAUCCAGUUUAUCCUUUUUCUAAUUUUUGAUGUAUAUUUGGCAAUUAGUGUUAUUCAAAACAUAAGAAGAAUGGCUUUAGAAUCAGAUAAACUGGACUCUAGUCCUCUAGUGAUAAAGUAAAUGUUAUUUUACAUUUCUUUGUUGAUAUUUGGUGUUUUUGCUCAAAGCCAAUAAAUUUGAUAGACAACAAUUCAAAUUUGCUAGAAAUAUUCGCCCGUUUUUUGUAAAUUAGAAUGUUUAAUAAUAAAAUGCAUUGGUAUUAAGUA
Molecule: messenger RNA, 3187 nt
Organism: Sitophilus oryzae (rice weevil)
Lineage: Eukaryota; Metazoa; Arthropoda; Insecta; Coleoptera; Curculionidae
Gene: Rap1
Product: ras-related protein Rap1
Exons: 5
Coding region: 408-962 (184 amino acids)
Biological process (GO): negative regulation of synaptic vesicle exocytosis; Rap protein signal transduction; cellular response to cAMP
Cellular component (GO): plasma membrane
Molecular function (GO): GTP binding; GDP binding; GTPase activity
Source: RefSeq, a predicted model, not a curated record